AUGGCAAAUAAUGUCUCGAAAAGUUUGAGAAUUUAGGUCAUUUCGAGACGCACGAGUCGUGAGCUUGAGUAAACGAAAAAAAAACCAAACAAUCAAACCGGAGACUGUAUAACGAAACUUUCCUGAGAGAACGUAAUAAAUAGUUAACAUGAACGCGAGAGUUGCCAUUCCGCCUGGUACCUGAAUCCUUGAUAGUCCAACAGCCUAACAGCAAAGCAGGCUUAUCAGUGUCUAUUCAUAUAUUUCCUGGUGAAACUGUGCUCGGUGUCUCGAUGGUCUCAUUCGAUUAAAAAAUGACUUCAGUUCAGGAUGAGUAUUAUGAAUUUGCUGUGGAACUGGCACGAGAUGCAGCCAAGGUCCUCAAAAACUCCAUUGGCAGUUUAAAAAUUAUGAAGGAGAAACAGGGAGAUUGGGAUUUGGUUACGCAGUACGACACUAAGAUCGAAGAAAUAAUUUUAGGGCAAAUCAAAAUAAAAUAUCCUCGUCACAAAUUCAUAGCAGAGGAAUCAACUGGACAAAAUUUACCAGAAUUGACGAAUGAUCCUACGUGGAUCGUAGAUCCUAUAGAUGGCACAACCAAUUUUAUUCAUGGCUUUCCACAUACUUGUGUCGUUAUUGGUUUGGCAAUGGAAAAAGACAUGGUUCUUGGAAUUGUUUAUAAUCCAAUAUUGGAACAAUUCUUUAGUGCCAGAAAAGGUAAAGGCGCGUUUUUGAAUGGGGAACGCAUUAAAACCUCCGCAGUACAAGACAUUUCUAAAGCGCUAAUCUGCUUCGAACCUGGCUUUAUAAAAGUUGACUACCUCAGAGAAUACAUGGUAGAAAGAAUCGAAACAAUUGCUCGUAAAGCCCAAGGAAUCCGCACUCUCGGAGUUGCCGCUAUCACGUUAUGCUACGUGGCGCUGGGAGUCGUGGAGGCCUAUCCAAUUGAGGGACCAGGAAUUUCAACGUGGGACAUAGCCGCAGCGUCCUUGAUAAUAUCCGAGGCUGGUGGCGUAGUGGUGGACCGAGUGACAGGAGAAAAGGUCAAUUUGAUGAAACCACGGGCUAUCGGCGCGUGUAACCAGAAGAUCGCCAAGGAACUCAUUCGGAUCUUACGAGAUGCUGAUGCAAGAGUGGACGCAAGAAAGAAAUAAUCAUUACAACUAUUUUCUCUCAAUCAUCGACUCCGUCAACGUCAUUGAUUUUUCAGCAAUAAAUUUCAGACUAGUUUUUUUUCCCUUUUUAAA
This is a messenger RNA of Cephus cinctus (wheat stem sawfly), 1226 nucleotides long. Its product is annotated as inositol monophosphatase 2. Gene Ontology annotation, molecular function: inositol monophosphate 1-phosphatase activity. The transcript is spliced from 6 exons. Gene Ontology annotation, biological process: phosphatidylinositol phosphate biosynthetic process; inositol metabolic process; signal transduction. Bases 294 to 1133 code for a protein of 279 amino acids. The record is from RefSeq and is a predicted model, not a curated record. NCBI's taxonomy places the organism in Eukaryota, Metazoa, Arthropoda, Insecta, Hymenoptera, Cephidae.